AUUACGGUAGGUCAGUUGCUCAAAGCUAAACAACCAGUCUUUUACAUGUGGUGUAAUACGUUUUUCGGUUUUUUGGUUGUGUUUGUGCGUUAAUAACGUGUCAAAUAGCUGCAGCGGGUGUAAUUUGUGCCACUAGAGACUUUAAUUUAAUUUAGAAGUGACUUUUUGUGAAAAUACGAACUUUAUAAAAGAAUACAGGGAACCACGUUGUCGGUGAGAAAUGGCAGAAAAGCACAUUGUUAAGUUUCACUUUAUUGCGAAAUUUUUUGGGGACGGUAAUCGCUUUUUAGUUCGGGGAGAAAAUGCUUUUACCAGCGGUCACGUCACCAAAUUUAGGUUUGAUGGCACAGUACAACCGAUGAGAAUUUCUGCAGAAGUUCUACCGAGCAUGAAAAAGCUAAAUUAUACUGUGGAGAUUUCAUAUGACCUAGAAGAAGGGGUUAAGACGGCACAUUGUACCUGCCCAAGGGGCAACGUGGCUUGCCAUCAUAUGGCUGCAGCAUUAUAUUAUGCUCAUUAUAAUGUAAGUGCUACUGACAUUGAGUGUCAGUGGAGUGCCCCAUCAAAAACAACACCACAAACAGAAGUCAUUAAGUUAGCUGAUGUUUACAAGCCGAAAUUAUCAAACUAUACGGCACUGUCUAGGUCCUCUACUGAGGACGAAAUUAUUCAGUUCCGUGCCGAAAUAGGCGUCACGAAUGUGGUGGGCUUCACUUGGCUCCUAAGACCAGAAGCAAGUGAAGAAGCCAGAAAAAUUAUUGCAGAUAUCGAAGAAAUUCUACAAAGCUUAGAAUACGUGCAGGCCAUAGACAAACAAAAGUUUCUUUUGGAGAAGUGCAGAAUAGAUGAGGCACGCAUUAAACUGGUUGAGGCGUGCACUCGGGGCCAACAUGUUAACGAAAAUUGGCAUGUAGCAAGGAAACAUCGUUUAACGGCCAGCAGGUUUGGCAUGGUACUAUCUGCUUGCAGUAGACGAAGAUUCCCACCCUCUUUAUUUAAAAAUUUGGCGGAAGGCUAUUCGCUUGACAGGGUUGCUGCUGUGCAGUGGGGUAAGACCCACGAGAAGACAGCGCUCAGAGAAUUUGAAGAAGCGACGAAUCUUAAAGUCCAAGAGACGGGAUUUUGGUUGGAAGAAUCAGGCUUUUUGGGAGCAAGUCCUGAUGGAUUAGUGGAAGAAGAUGGGAUUCUCGAAAUUAAAUGCCCAUAUAAAUAUAGGGACACUGACAGUUUGUCUGAAGCCCUGAAGGAUAAAAAAUAUUUUUAUUGGAGGGAUGAAAAUGAGGACAUUAAUCUUAACAGCAAUCACAAUUAUUACCACCAAGUACAGGGGCAAAUGCACAUCACUGGUCGAAGUAUCUGCUACUUUGUCGUGUGGACACCAAAGUGCACAGAGAUAUUUCAAAUUGAAAAAGAUCCGGGGUGGUCAGAAAAUAUCAAUAUUUUAAAAGAAUUUUAUCUUGACCAAUAUAUUUCCUUUAUUUCACAAUAAUAAACUGUAUAUAAAUA
Tribolium castaneum (red flour beetle) is the source of this 1506-nucleotide messenger RNA. RefSeq lists its product as uncharacterized. The record is from RefSeq and is a predicted model, not a curated record. NCBI's taxonomy places the organism in Eukaryota, Metazoa, Arthropoda, Insecta, Coleoptera, Tenebrionidae. Bases 221 to 1489 code for a protein of 422 amino acids. Gene Ontology annotation, molecular function: zinc ion binding. The transcript has 4 exons.